AUGACAGCAUCACGGCAGCAACGUCGACGUCGUUCAGGCCCUUGGCUGGAAACAAACAGCACUGGCAUUUUCUACCGCCCCGAGGCCCACAUCGACAUUUGCCGACCGCCAUCUCAAGAAGAGUGCCUCCCUACACCGCUAAUAAGCCCAAGACGAUCAAGACCCCACGCCAUACACGUCGUGACCUAUCCAUCUGGAUACGUGCCUCGUGAAUUACGCGCCGACGCAAAAGCCAAUAGGGAACGAACACAGAGGAACCGCGGCGAGAGAUCAUCAUCAAGAUCGAAUCUUGACCCGGGAGUCCCGUUGAUGAUUUCGGGCGCCGCCAACCCGGGCACUGGCGAAAGCACUAGUAAUUACAGCAGCCGCCGUAACAGCAACAUUUUCCACAACAAGAGAAUCCACUCAUCGACAUCGUCGUCGUCGCAAAUCUUCGGACCUGUUCUGGGAAAGCUCAUUGCGUCAAUUUCAGGACUGUCGCCAAACACACCCCAGAGCUCGCCUCUACGAGACGCACCACUGACACCAACACCAGGGCAGGCGCAGGUACCGGCGCUCUCCGCUAUCCCCGCGGCGACACCAUCGGCAUCGACAGGGGUGCUGGCGUCCCCGGCCUAUGACGACGCACAUCAGGACUCGGCAGCCCAGAUCCCACAGCAGGCCCACCAGCAUCGCCCAAGACUCUCGCCCGCUCACUCACACUUACACUGUUUGGACGAAAUGGCUGUGGUCAACAGUAUCGCCAAUUCUCCGGCUGCAUACAACAUCGCAAGUCAACGGAACAGCCUCAUGUCUGUCCGCUCUGCAAAGUCUGCGGUCACCUCACUCGUAACCGAGGUCCCCAAGCCUGUCGCAAGCGGCAGCGGCGUCACCUGCUCAAUAGUCCUUGCCGAACGCAACAUCUUCCUCACAGGCUUUGAUCACGACGGCCAUGUGCAAAGCGACGGCCAGGGUGGCACGGCCCUAUUGCGUGGCAAGCUGCAACUCAACGUAACCAAGAAUGUCAAGAUCAAGGCAGUGCAGCUAAAGUUGCUGGGACGUGCCCGCACCGAAUGGCCCGAGGGCAUUCCCCCCUUGAAGCAAGACGUUUGUGAGGAAGAAAGCUUGAGAACGCAGGUGUUGACAUUUUUUAAUGCGACGCAUGACGGCUGGGAAGGCGAGUAUGGAAACCAGUGCACAUUCAAGUUGAAAUCCAGUUCGGCAAACUCAAGUAGCACAAGUCUUUCAGUGUCACAUCGUCCCGGCAGCCUGCUGCUCUCGUCGUCUUCACGAGGUGGCUUGACGGCAAGGGAGCUCAAGAGACUGUCGUUGCAGAAUACACAGUCACGCAGCUUUGGCACGAGCGAAAACGGAUUGGACACGGGAACCCAAGUCAAGGGCUUCAAGGUGUUUUAUCCAGGCACUUACGACUACUCGUUUGAGCUGCCAAUUGAUCAUCACCAGCUAGAAACGAUCAAGUUGCAAUAUGGCUCAGUCAAGUGGGAGCUUCAUGCGAGCGUGGACCGUGCCGGCGCAUUCAAGCCCAACUUGCAUGGCACCAAGGAGGUUUCGGUCGUGCGACUGCCAGAUCAAAUGUCUCUGGAGACAACCGAACCAAUUUCCAUAUCAAGGCAAUGGGAAGACCAACUUCACUAUGAUAUUGUAAUCUCUGGGAAGAGCUUCCCCAUUGGCUCAAAGAUUCCGAUUGCUUUCAAGCUCACUCCACUCGCCAAGGUUCAACUGCACAAGUUGAAGGUUUACGUGACGGAGUCCAUCGAGUACUGGACAAAGGAUAAACGCGUCACGAGAAAGGAUCAGGGACGCAAGAUCCUGCUCCUUGAGAAGGCAGCUGGGAAGCCGCUUGAUGCGUCGUGGGCCACGUCAGAUCUUACCACUGUCCGCGGCGGUGAGCUCGAGCCGGACCAGCGUCGUCAGGCCAGAGAAAUUGCGAGUCUGAGGCGCACGCGGGAGGCGCAAAGACGCGGCAGGGCUGUUGAACCACUCCCCGAACCGUCCAACAACAUGCUUGGUGAUCUUGACCUUGGCCUGGAGCAUAUGUGGGGGUCUACAGAGAUUGAGGCGAACGUCCAGCUUCCAACGUGUCAAAUGAUGGCGAGGAGCAAGGAUCUCAGACUCCAUCCAGAUUGUAGCUGGAAAAGUGUCAAUGUCUAUCACUGGAUCAAGAUUGUUCUGAGAAUCAGUCGCGUAGACCCCGAGGAUCCGUUGGGGAAGAAGCGCCGGCACUUUGAAAUCAGCAUCGACUCGCCCUUCACGGUCCUCAACUGCCGGGCAACUCAGGCUAAUACGAACCUGCCGGCCUAUGCAAGUCCCAACAAUCAUCAAAUGCCUCAGCAGUCAGCAUGUGGCUGCCCCGACGCGGCUUCGUUGCCAUACGAAGGUUCGCCAAACUCAUCCACGGGCGCGCUGCCCGGUACGGAACCGAGUAAUGAUGGUUUCCCGCUAUCGCCCCGAGCUGCUCAUGUUGCGCACUCGGCAGUGAGCCCCAUGGCCAACGGCUGUAGUGCCUUGCCGUCGAUGGAUGACUCGGGCAUCCAAGGCGAGCCGCGGCCCAUUCACCUGUUGCGUGUGCCCAGCUUCAACCCGCCAGCGUUUGACGACGACGCAGCGCCGCCACCGCUUGUCUUGGCCGAAGACCAAGGGGCAGCACACACUCCCCUGAUGACACCGCCUCCGCAAUACGACGCAGUGAUUGGAACCCCGAGCGUGGACGGUCUGGCGGAUUACUUUACUCGUCUGGCAAACGCAGGCUACAGGAAUGAGGACGACGAUUCAGGAUCGGAUGACUCUGACGAGAUGGGCACGAGAAUAUUGGAGCGAAGCGGACGGGUCAAUGUGGCACAUCCCAGAGCCCCAGGCGGUCGAAUGCCCAGCAGGAGUCUCGAGAUUUCGCGGCGGCCGAUGGAUCCGGAUCAUGCAAACGUGGCGACGCAGGCCGAUGGAAGCGACGACGCCAAUGCCGUCAGCUGA
Metarhizium album ARSEF 1941 is the source of this 2967-nucleotide messenger RNA. Its product is annotated as arrestin domain containing protein. The record is from RefSeq and is a predicted model, not a curated record. Bases 1 to 2967 code for a protein of 988 amino acids. NCBI's taxonomy places the organism in Eukaryota, Fungi, Ascomycota, Sordariomycetes, Hypocreales, Clavicipitaceae. Gene Ontology annotation, biological process: ubiquitin-dependent endocytosis. The transcript has a single exon. Gene Ontology annotation, cellular component: cytosol; cytoplasm. Gene Ontology annotation, molecular function: ubiquitin protein ligase binding; protein-macromolecule adaptor activity.